AUGCGCCGUGGAGGGGGUCCCAUCCAUCAUGGAGCCCCUAUACCAACUACGCUGGGUUUUGCGUUUCCAGCCUGCGUUACUGAAGCUCUUAUUCAGGUUUCCAAACAUGUCCGCUUGUCGAGUCAUGGUCGAAGUCGCCCUGCUUUGACCAAAAAUAACGAUCUACAACUGCUUAUCGACAACGAAAUAUUCUGUCUGACUGCAGAUAGAAAGGGCUCGCGCCUCUCACAACUUCAAGAGUUCACUCUCAUCAAUCACCUUGCUCACUUUUUCACGGAACGAGAUGAGAUGAAUAAAUAUGCAUAUUUUGAAGUACUUUUCCUUGGAAGAGAGGGCGAGUCACAUGUUCAUGAGCACAGACUUCGUAUUUUAUAUCGAUUGGCAUCGUAUGCAUUGCAGUUCCCGGUUCUUCAACUCUAUGCCCAGAUUUCUCUGUGGUUGUCUAAGGUUGGUAAUAGCAAGCCGUACGCUGAAGAACUAGUUGCGGUUUUGGCAGAACACUACCUCAAGCCAAGUGAUUCAAAAAUCCUGUCGAAGUCUGAUAUUUUGGAGGCAGUGCUAUCUUUGCUAUUACGAACCGUUACACUUAUUGACUCGCUUCCGGAGUUCACUGUGUUCUUUGUUGGUAUGCUUUUUGAUCCGGAAUUACGAUGGUCUCGUUUUCGUUGCGAUGCUCUUUGUAUUAUCGGCUCUAAAAGUCCUGCAGCUUGCAGGAAUGAAGCUGAGAAAGGCUGCCCAAACAUUCCGUCCAGCUUAUCUCGCUUGAUAUCAGACGCACAGGCAAGGACACUGGUUUCGGUUCCGGUCCAAUGA
This is a messenger RNA of Cooperia oncophora, 813 nucleotides long. Lineage: Eukaryota; Metazoa; Nematoda; Chromadorea; Rhabditida; Trichostrongylidae. The record is from the annotation of a GenBank genome assembly.